Molecule: messenger RNA, 1630 nt
Organism: Condylura cristata (star-nosed mole)
Lineage: Eukaryota; Metazoa; Chordata; Mammalia; Eulipotyphla; Talpidae
Gene: RBPMS2
Product: RNA binding protein with multiple splicing 2
Exons: 7
Coding region: 215-514 (99 amino acids)
Source: RefSeq, a predicted model, not a curated record
GGACAUUAAACCCAGAGAACUCUACCUGCUCUUCAGGCCAUUCAAGGGGUAUGAAGGGUCCCUGAUCAAGCUCACGUCAAGACAGCCUGUUGGUUUUGUGAUCUUUGACAGCCGGGCAGGAGCAGAAGCAGCCAAGAACGCAUUAAAUGGUAUUCGCUUUGAUCCCGAGAACCCACAGACCCUGAGACUAGAGUUUGCCAAAGCCAACACCAAGAUGGCCAAGAACAAGCUAAUGGCGACACCAAACCCCACCAAUGCCCACCCUGCCCUUGGAGCACAUUUCAUCGCACGGGACCCCUGUGACCUGAUGGGAGCUGCUCUGAUCCCCACAUCCCCUGAGACCUGGGCCCCCUACCCUCUGUACGCCACAGAGCUGACCCCGGCCAUCUCACAUGCCGCGUUCACCUACCCGGCAGCCACUGCUGCUGCCGCCGCCGCCCUGCACGCUCAGGUGCGCUGGUACCCUUCCUCUGAUACCACCCAGCAAGGAUGGAAAUACCGUCAGUUCUGUUAGUUCUUCAGUCUUGUCAGCUUGAAGUCCUGGCCCCCCGCUGGGGAGGAAGCUGCCCUGAGCUUCCACUGCCCCCAGGCGGCCUGUGGCGCCCUGCUGCUUCCCUCCAAAGACUGUGAAUAUUAAGCCUGACUCAGUGGACUGCUUCCUGUUUCCUUUCUCUCCUCUCUGCCCUGCCUGCCCAAAGCCCCUCUCCAAGGCCUUAUGGGAAUUUUCAGAGGUCUUUUCCCCCCAGGACACCCAGGGCCAGCUCAGAGGCCUCACUGGGACCGAGCAAGGCCUAACCCUUGGUCCAGACUUGCUUCCACAGCUCCACCUCAAGGAAAGAGGCCUUUAAUUUUGCAUGUUUUCUGGCAUGAAUUAUGACACUUAAAAUUUGUGUAUAUGUGAGUGUACAGUUUGUUCUCACUUUGUGUCACUAUAGCAACAGGUCCCAGCCACUACAACUCAGCCUUCCUGAGUCCCCCCACACCCCUGCCAUACACCCACCCUACUUCACUGAGGCCAAGCCCUGCAGCCAGUCCCACCCAGGGCCCCCCCUCCACCCCACACACUUGCAGGCUGAACAGCACUGACCGCCUGACAGAGAUAGUAUUUUCUUUUUCAUUUCAGGUCAGGGUUCCCCAUUUCGUAGAUGGGCCAACAACUGUUAAGAAAAUCCUUUCUCUGCCCAUUUUGCUUACCUCUUCACAGCACACCCCACCUCUGCCACUGGCUCUUAUUCUUUCAAACUGCAAAACCAACCAAAAAUUGAAAGUAUUUUUGUACCCUGUGUAACAAAAUAUUUAUGCAUCAUAAAGGAUUUUUCGUGUGUGUGCAAUUAAUUAUUAAAGAGACCUUGUUUGCCCUGUCAGAUAAGUUUAAUGUUUUAGUUUGAGGCAUGAAGAAGAAAAGGGUUUCCAUUCUCCAGCAGUGAGCUUUUGUGUCACAUGUUAGUUUAAAGAAAAAUGAAGGAAAAAUCGUGCAAUUUUAUUUUGUUUGGUGAGCAUAGCAGUGCUUUGCCUUCCGCCACAGCUGUGAAUGUCUUGCCGUUUUCAGACGCGGGAGACUAGGUGACUGUUGUAAUUGCUGAUCCUUUGAGAAUGUGAAACUGGAUAAUAUAUGAAAUGCAAAAUAAAA